AUGUCCUCUCCGCAGCUCGAGUACACCUCCUUCCUCCUUGCCGCCUUGACGGCCGGCGGCGGCAUCAUGGGCUACGCCAAGACGCGCUCCGCCCCGUCCAUCAUCGCCGGCUGCUCCGUCGGCCUCCUCUACGGCCUCGGUGGCUACCGCAUCCAGAACCGCCAGCCCUACGGCAUUGAGCUGAGUCUCCUUGCCUCCGUUGUUCUCGGCGGCGCUUCCAUCCCCCGCGCUAUCCGCCUCAAGAAGCCCGUCCCCAUCCUCCUCAGUGUGCUGUCCACGUUCGGCGCAAUUACCUUUGGCAGCGCCUUCAAGAACGCUGCCUAA
Molecule: messenger RNA, 324 nt
Organism: Cordyceps fumosorosea ARSEF 2679
Lineage: Eukaryota; Fungi; Ascomycota; Sordariomycetes; Hypocreales; Cordycipitaceae
Product: transmembrane 14C domain protein
Exons: 3
Coding region: 1-324 (107 amino acids)
Cellular component (GO): membrane
Source: RefSeq, a predicted model, not a curated record